Messenger RNA from Drosophila hydei, 655 nucleotides. It is a transcript of the gene Obp19b, whose product is annotated as general odorant-binding protein 19d. The transcript has 3 exons. The record is from RefSeq and is a predicted model, not a curated record. Lineage: Eukaryota; Metazoa; Arthropoda; Insecta; Diptera; Drosophilidae. The coding region runs from base 11 to 505 and encodes 164 amino acids. Gene Ontology annotation, molecular function: odorant binding.
GGGAUUAGUUAUGUGCAGUGCACGAAAAGAGAUGAUGAUGAUGUUGCCACGGACCUGUUUCUCGAUGCUGCUGCUGGUGCUGCUUAGCCUGGCCCAAGCUGACGAUCAGAAGGACGAGGACUCAUCGAUGACACUCAGCGAGGUCGUCGAAAUGGUUGAGCCAUUUGGCAAUGGCUGUGAGCCCAAGCCGGAGCGAAGCCACAUUGAGGAGAUGGUGCUGAACAAGGAGGAUGCCUCGCAUGAGAGCAAAUGCUUUCGUCGCUGCAUGCUGAAACAGUUCGAAAUAAUGGGCGAGGGCUCGAUGCAGUUCGAUGAGACGAAGACCGUCGACAUGAUGAACAUGAUGUUCCCCGAGAAGGAAGCCGAAUCCAAAACAAUCAUAGGCAAAUGCAAUCAGGCAGCCAACGGCAUCAGCGAUGAAUGCGAGGUAUGCCAUACCAUAUCGAUGUGCAUGCUGCGCGAAAUGCGUGCCGCCUCCUACAAGAUACCCGACGUCAAAGAGUAGAUGGUGCGCUCCACAAAUGUCUUAAAUUCUAUUCAACAAUUUGUCCUUUUUUUUUUUAUUUGUAUUUGUAUUGUUUGAUUCCCUACAUUCAUUUAUAGAGCUCGCGGUCCUAGUUCCUGGACAUGCACAGGCAAUAAAGCGGGCAGCCAU